Molecule: messenger RNA, 1242 nt
Organism: Cordyceps militaris CM01
Lineage: Eukaryota; Fungi; Ascomycota; Sordariomycetes; Hypocreales; Cordycipitaceae
Product: YagE family protein
Exons: 1
Coding region: 1-1242 (413 amino acids)
Biological process (GO): positive regulation of mitochondrial translation
Source: RefSeq, a predicted model, not a curated record
AUGCGCUCCUCUCCCUGGCGCAUCUCUCUGCACCAAGCCGCCCGCCUCAUGAGCGGCAGCCGCCUCGCGCUGAGCCGCCCUCCCCCGCGGCUCUUCCACCAGAGCGCGUCCGAGUGCCUCCCUCGCCAGCGCAGCUUCUUCACCUCGAACCCGUAUCUCUCCCGCGACGACCCGUCCGCCGAGCCUGCCUCCCUGGCACCCCCGUCGUCGUCACCCGCAAAACGCAAGCCCGCGCGCGCCACCACCGCCGCCGCCGCCAAAACCUCGCUCCGGCGCGUCGCCCUCAUCGCGCAGCACCCCGAGCACAACACCACCACCACCAGCGGCCAGCAACCCCCCGCCGCCGCCACCGACUACUCCACCGUCGUCAGCGCCGUCUGCCUCGCCGAGGGCUUCCACAUGCCGACCGUGCUCUCCAUCCUCUCCUCCGGCUUUGACAUGGACCCCGACGGCACCGGCUUCGACGCGAGCGAGGUCGUGCACGCGCGCACCGGCGGCGGCGGCGACGUCUUCGUCUUUCCCUCGGGCACGCUCGUCACCUGGGCCGUCGCCCCCGGCCCCGCCGCCGACCUAGCGCAGCAGCUGCUGCCGGCCGCCGAGGACGUGCACCCGUUGGUGCUGCGCGAGGCCGAGGACCUCGACUUCACGCGCGACGCGGCGCGCGCAACGAGCGUGCUGCGCGGCGACGUCAUCGUGCUCGGCAGCAGCAGCAGCAGCCGCCUCGGCACGACGCUCGCGCAGAUUGCCUUCUCGUCGGGGCUGGCGCGCAGCACCAAGCUCGGCGUGCUGGAGACGGCGCUGGCGUCGUACUUUGAGAGCACCCGGGCCGUGCCGGCGCUGCUCGCCGCCGGCGGCCGCCGCCACGUGCCGCUCAGCCGGCGCUUCAUCCUGCGCAAGACGGGCGAGCUGCUCGCCCUGCGCGCCCGCCUCAACCACUACUCGGAGCUCACCGACGCCCUCCCGGACCUGUUCUGGGACAGCCGCUCCGAGCUCGGGCUCGACGGCUACUACGAGCAGGUCGGCCGCGCGCUCGAUGUUGGCGUCCGCAUCCGCGCCCUCAACCAGAAGAUGGACUAUGCGCAGGAGAUUGCGACGGUGCUGCGCGAGAUGGCCAGUGAGCGGCACGGGACCAGGCUCGAGUGGAUCAUCAUCGCCCUCAUUGCUGUCGAGGUCGGCUUUGAGAUGCGCCAUAUUGUGCGCGAGUGGACGCACGAGCAUGGCUCCGGCGGCGUGACUGUAUAA